Molecule: messenger RNA, 1785 nt
Organism: Thunnus maccoyii (southern bluefin tuna)
Lineage: Eukaryota; Metazoa; Chordata; Actinopteri; Scombriformes; Scombridae
Gene: pex2
Product: peroxisomal biogenesis factor 2
Exons: 2
Coding region: 109-1101 (330 amino acids)
Biological process (GO): protein import into peroxisome matrix
Cellular component (GO): peroxisomal membrane
Molecular function (GO): zinc ion binding
Source: RefSeq, a predicted model, not a curated record
GUUUACCACCCGGAAAUACAGAUUGUUGUUUUCUUCCUGUCAAGAGGAACCCUCACGGUCAGGAAUGACAGGACUGCAGGACAGGAAUUCGCUUGUCUCUUGAAAGAAAUGGAUUUGGAAAGUGAGGACAACCACAAAAAGAUUGUUGGAGGUUCUGGUUCAGGAACUGGUGUCGACCCACUGACCCCAGUAUUGCGCAUCAGCCAGCUGGAUGCCCUUGAGCUAGACUCAGCCCUCGAGCAGCUGGUAUGGACCCAGUUCUCCCAGUGCUUCCAGAACUGCCGCCCGGGCUUGCUCACCCCAGUGGAGCCAGAACUGAGGGCUCUGCUCCAACUGCUCCUGUGGAGGUUUACACUGUAUUCCAGCAGCACCACAGUGGGCCAGUCUUUACUGAGCCUGCGCUACCACAACACCCUUUCCUCAUCGCCCCAUUACAAACCUCUGUCCCGCAGGCAGAAGUUGAGUCUAGCUCUGCUCACAGCAGGUCCCCAUUGGCUUCAGGAGCGUUCCCACAGUCUGCUGCUUUGCUUAGGUUUGAGUUCGGGAGGUCCUGUGUCUCAAAUUGAUAGUGGGUUUCUCCAAAAGGGUCUCCGCAAUUGUCUGACACUCGUUUCUAGUAUCGCCCAGCUCGCAAGCCUCGUCAACUUCCUCGUGUUCCUCAGGAAAGGUCAUCACCCUGUCCUGGCUGAAAGGAUCGUGGGAGCUCGGGUGGUUUUCAGCAAGCCCAAUGUGAUCCGGGACAUAACCUACCAGUACAUGAACCGCGAGCUGCUGUGGCACGGCUUUGCUGAGUUCCUCAUCUUCCUGUUACCACUGAUCAAUACGAGGAAACUGAAGUCAACGGUGUGUUCGAUUCUGCUUGGGGGAGAAAGUGCAGGUGGGGAUGGCGGGAGGGAUGGGCAAGGGGUGUGGAAAGAGUGCGGGCUGUGUGGAGAGUGGCCAACCAUGCCUCAUAUGGUGGGCUGCCAGCAUGUUUUCUGCUACUACUGUAUCAAAAGUCACAGCAUUGCAAACGCUUACAUCACCUGUCCCAAGUGUGGCGCAGAGGCGGGGCAGCUGGAGCCGGUCAAGAUGGAGAUCGAGAUGGUCGGCAGGUCAUGAUUUUGUCCAGCUAUGUUGGAAGUAGUCAUGACUGAUGGCAGGUACUUGCUAAAAUGAAAAUGGUGGUUCAUAUUUUUAUAGCUGUACAAGCUGUGAAAUACAGCACACAUAUGCAGUGAAAAGAUUCACAACUCACCACCUUUUGUAUGAACAUCUAAAUGUAUCUAGGAGUUAACCAUGUUUUGAUUUUAAAAAUCUAUAAAAUCUUUUUCUAAAAAUAUUAAUUUUAAUAUUCUAUCAUAUUCUAAAAUGUAUCAUGGAAACAGAAAUGUAAUACCAUCACUGUUCUGUGGGCAGCCCUCCUUUUGAAAGAUUCACAAGGUGUAUGAGUUUAUGACUGGACUUCAGUCUUUAUGAUGUCUACGUCUUUUCUGAACACACAUCGACCUGCUAUGUUUAAUGUAUGUGUGCAUAUAUUGACAAUCCUCUGCCCCUUCCGUUUCUCCAGCUGGACUUUAGACAGAACUAUUUGUCUUUGGUGCACUGGACAGACUACAGAGAACCACACAGAGCAUAUAUUUGAUGAGCGAACGUGUUGAUUUAUGCUCCAAAUUGGCUUUCUGUUAGAGUGUGUGUAUGUGUGUGUUUGUUGAAAUGGGAAUAUUUGUUCUGAUGAAAAAUGCAGAAAGUCAGCUGAAUAAAUAAUGGGAGGAAUUUCUGUAGCCUCUCAUCAUGGCCAAAUUA